UUCCUUAGUAGUGACAUGGAUAGUGAUUUGUUUUAUUCUUGUGCAGUUGUUAUGGAUACAAGCUAUGUUGUCAAGUUUAUUUAUUCUGGUGAAGCAGCAACAGUUCCAUUGUUGCAUAAUUGGUCGUUUGUUGACCUAUGCAAUUCCAUACGCUCUCGUUUUCCGGAUUUGAUUCAAGGCAAUUUCAUGUUGAGGGCAGAGGCACCGAAGAGUUAUAUGACGAAAGGUUGGGAGAGUUAUAUUCAUUCUGAAGGCCAAAAGUUUGAGGGUGGGGUUGUUGAGUUUAGGGAUAAGCUGCGUAAGUAUGCCAUAGAAAUUGGCUUUUCAUAUGAGUUUGUUAGAAAUGACAAGGUUCGUGUUAUUGCUCAGUGUUCUAAGAAACAUUCUCAAGGCUGCAAUUGGCUUGUGAAGGCUCAUUUAUGCAGGGCUAAUGGUUUCUUUAUGAUUAAAAGGUUGGUUAAUGUUCACACUUGUCAUGGUGUGAUUCGUUUGCAGAAGAGUAAGAUGAUGGGAUCCAAGGUUGUCAAGUCUAUUGUGCUUGAUAAGAUUCGUGCCAAUCCAAACAAAAAGCCAAUUGAUAUAGCUGAUGAGAUCAAGAGUGAUUAUGGUUUGGAUGUUGCUUAUCGUACAGUUUGGUAUGGUACGGAGUUGGCAAAAACAGCCCUACAUGGUGAUGAAGCUGAGUCUUAUGCUCAGCUACUUUGGUUCAGUGAGUCUGUUAUGAAGUCAAACUCCGACUCUAGGAUAGUGAGUCUUCCUAUUCUUGAUAUUAAUGAUGGCAUUAGAGUGAAGUCCAUGGCUUCAAUUGCUGCUCGGAAGCAGGAUGCUGAGGAAUGGUUCUCUGAGUUGUGCCCGGUGAUUGAAAAGAAGCUGAAGGAGAAUUUGGAAGUCGGAAGGCAUUGGAGAGUGAGCAGGUCUGAUACCUAUGUGUAUGAAGUUCACUGCCAGAAGUACAAUAGCAUGGUAAAUUUGGAAACUCGCUUUUGUUCGUGUGGAGAAUGGCAGCUGUAUGGCUUCCCAUGUUCCCAUGCCCUUGUAGUGAUCCAACAACAUGGUUCUUCCCCGUAUUUGUAUGUCAAUGAGCUGUACAAGGUGGAGAAAUAUCGAGAAACUUAUUCUUUCCCAAUUAAUCCUCUUCCCUCUAUUUCGAAGCAAGUGCAUGAUUUUGGUAGAGAUGCGGUGAUAUUGCAGCCGCCUUUGACUAGAAGACCACCGGGAAGGCCUAGAAAGAAGAGGUUCAGAAAAAGGAGCGAGAAAACCAGGGUGAUCAAGUGUGGUAGGUGUGGAAAAUGUGAUGGUCACAACAGAAAGAGUUGUACAGCUCCAAUAUAG
Molecule: messenger RNA, 1332 nt
Organism: Rosa rugosa (rugosa rose)
Lineage: Eukaryota; Viridiplantae; Streptophyta; Magnoliopsida; Rosales; Rosaceae
Exons: 3
Coding region: 16-1332 (438 amino acids)
Molecular function (GO): zinc ion binding
Source: RefSeq, a predicted model, not a curated record